Messenger RNA from Gossypium arboreum, 4395 nucleotides. Its product is annotated as putative disease resistance protein At3g14460. The record is from RefSeq and is a predicted model, not a curated record. Lineage: Eukaryota; Viridiplantae; Streptophyta; Magnoliopsida; Malvales; Malvaceae. The transcript has a single exon. Bases 1191 to 4031 code for a protein of 946 amino acids. Gene Ontology annotation, molecular function: ADP binding. Gene Ontology annotation, biological process: defense response to other organism.
AUAUAGCUUAGAGUAUUUGCAAGUUAAAGCCUUCCCCUUUCAUCUUUCGAUCCAAUCCUUCUACCGUUCCUUGUUUGCAAUUUGCUUUGCACUUUCUUUCUUCUGUUUCGUAUCCAACUCCUUCAUCUUUGCAACCUUCUUCUCUUGUGUUCAAGAACUCUUCUUGUCCAUUGUUUGCUUUUACUUCCCUUUUCAUCUUUCUUUAAGCCUUUCUUUACCAAAAACCCCAAAAGAAAGACAUGGCUAUGGUGGGAGAAGCUUUUCUCUCUGCUUCCAUUGAGGUGCUGCUUGAUAGGAUUGUUUCUAGGGAUGUCCUGAGGCUUAUCAAAGGAAAGAAACUUGAAGCUAUGCUGCUGAAGAAACUGAAGCCAACCUUGAUGUCGGUGAAAGCUGUGUUGGAUGAUGCUGAAAAUAAGCAGAUUACCAACUCAAAUGUCAAAAGUUGGACUGAUGAGCUCAAAGAUGCUGUUUAUGAUGCCGAGGACCUCCUGGACGAGAUCUCUACUGAAGCUCUUCGGAACAAGAUCGAAUCCGAAUAUCAAACUACUGUUAUGAACCAGGUUAGUAGCUUUUUCUCUUCUUUCAAUCCUUUCAAAGAUGGGAUGCAGUCCAAGCUGGAGAAUAUCCUUGGGAGACUAGACAAUCUACUCAAUCAAAAACAGAUUCUGGGUCUGAAAGAAAACUUUAAAGGAGAAAACGCAUUUCAAAGAACGCCUGCAACUUGUUUGGUGGAGGAGUCUGAUGUUUGUGGCAGAGAUGAUGAAAAAGAAGAAAUCAUGAAGUUGUUGGAUCCUCAAAAUCUGUAUGAAAAUCAGAUAGAUGUGAUUCCCAUUGUGGGUAUGGGCGGGCUUGGCAAAACCACCCUUGCCCAAUUGAUCUACAAUGACCCCAGAGUGGAUAAGUGGUUUCACCCCAAAGCAUGGGUGUGCGUUUCAGAGGAAUUUGAUGCUUUCAAGGUAACCAAAACCAUUCUUGAAGAGAUCAAAUGUAGCUGUGAUGGAAACCAGAACUUAAAUCAGCUUCAACUUAAACUCAAAGAGCAGCUGUAGGGAAAGAAAUAUCUAAUCAUUUUGGAUGAUGUUUGGAUCAAGAAUUAUGUUCAUUGGAAAGAGCUUGCAAGUCCCUUCACUUCUGGGGCCAAGAAUAGCAAGAUUGUUGUAACAACACGUGAUGAAAACGUUGCAGCAAUCAUGAGGAACGUUCCAACUUAUCAUUUAGAUGUGUUAUCUGCUGAUGAUUGUUGGAAGUUAUUUGCAAAGCAUGCAUUUGAUGGUUCAAGCCCCACCAAGCAUCCAGAUCUGAUGGAAACCGGUGAAGCAAUUGUUAAAAGAUGUGGCGGUCUCCCUUUGGCUGCAAAAACUCUUGGAGGUCUUCUGCGUUGCAAACCAGAUGCUGAUGAGUGGAACAAAAUAUUACAUAGCAAUUUUUGGGACAUUCCAAAUGAUGCUAGUAAUAUUCUUCCGGCGUUAACAUUAAGUUAUCAUUAUCUUCCUUCACAUUUAAAGAGAUGUUUUGCUUAUUGUUCAAUUUUCCCUAAAGAUUACGAAUUCAAAAAAAAAGAACUUAUUCAAUUAUGGAUGGCUGACGGACUUUUAAAGCUUUCGAAAGAUAAUGGAGAUCCGGAAGAACUGGGUAACGAGUACUUCAAAGAUUUGAGAUUGAGGUCCUUUUUUCAACAGUCAAAAGGAAAGAAAUCUUGUUUUGUCAUGCAUGAUCUAAUUAGUGACUUGGCUAAAUCUGUCACCGGAGAAUUCAUCUGCAGAUUGGAAGGGAGUGGUGGUUCUUGUGUAAUAACUGAAAAGACCCGUCAAUUGUCCAAUGUCCAAGAACAAUAUGAUGUGCGGCAAAAAUUUCAAAGUCUACCUAAAGCAAAAGGUCUGCGUACUUUCUUAAACCUGAAGUCUUCUUUCUAUUGCCCAUAUGUUAGCAAUGUGCUAAUGCACGAUUUGCUGAUGAAAUCAAGCUUACGAAUGCUUUCUUUGGCUGGAUAUGAUAAUAUCAAAGAAUUGCCAAAAGAAAUUAGUAACUUGAAGCAUCUACGAAAUUUGAAUCUCUCAAAAACUUCAAUCAGAAGGUUGCCAAAUUCUGUGUGUACAUUGUAUAAUUUGCAAGCAUUGACAUUGCAUGGAUGCAGUGACCUUGUUGAGUUGCCGAGAGACAUGGGGAGAUUGAUCAACAUGCUUUAUCUUGAUAUUAGGAAAACAAAGUUAACUAGGAUGCCGGAAGGAAUGGGUAAGUUGAAAGAUAUUCGAAUCUUAACAGAUUUUGUUUUGGGUGAUCAAACUGGUUCAAGCAUUAAAGAGUUGGGAAAGCUCAAGCAUUUACGUGGAAGACUUGCCAUUUCAAGACUGAAAAAUGUUGUAAAUGCCAGGGAUGCCAAAGAUGCCAAUUUGAAGGAUAAAGUUAAUCUUAAGGAGUUGAAGUUGACAUGGGAUGAAUAUGAUGAUAUUGAUGGUGACUCAAAGCAUGAUAGAGAAGUAUUGGAGCAACUGGAGCCUAAUGCAAACUUGAAGCAUCUAGUUAUCGGAAGUUACAAAGGCACGAGAUUUCCAGAAUGGGUGGGGCAUUUUUCAUUCUCAAAUAUGGUAGCUUUGGAGUUGCAAGACUGUAAAUUUUGCAUAUCUUUGCCGUCGCUUGGCCAGUUAUCAUCUUUGAAAUCUCUCUCCAUUUCUGGAUUUAGCGGAGUUGUAAUGAUUGGUGAGGAGUUCUACAGUAAUGGACAAGCUUCGACUAAACCAUUUGGAUCUCUUGAAAUCCUAGUGUUUGAGAAAAUGGCUGGGUGGGAAGAAUGGUUGUGUAGGAGUGAUGAAGCUUUCUCCCUUCUGCAAGAGCUAUGCAUCAAGGAUUGUCCGAAGCUAAUCAAGUCUCUGCCCAAACACCUCCCCUCUUUAAAGAAAUUGAAGAUUGCAAAUUGUGAGAAGCUUGAAUGUCUUCUCCCAGGGACACCAAGCAUUUCUGAACUUGAGUUAGAAAAAUGUGAUGCAUUGCAAUUGGAGCCAUUGCCUUGUGGGCUUCGAAAGUUGGGCAUCGAAGGUUUGAAUUUGAAUGAUUCCAUAUUGGAACAGAUGUUGCAACACUGCACUCAUCUCGACAAGUUAACUAUCUCAAAUUGUUCUGAUAUCAGAUCCCUUCCUGAGGAUAGUGUGUCUAUUACACUGAGAGAUCUGUGCAUCCACAGGUGCGAAGAUUUUGAUUUUUCCAAAAUCUUCUUGUAUACAUUCCUUGAAUCUAUGAAGAUAGACAAGAUGAAGUGUGGUCAACUAGAAUCUUUCCCAUUAGGAUCGUUUCCUAUGCUAAAGCAUGUUGAAAUUUGGAGAUGUAAAGAGUUGAAGUUUAUUAGUGCUGCUUUAGAGGGCUCUCACCACCAGCAUCUAACAUGUCUCGAUUCUUUGGAUAUAAGGUCCUGCCAAAAUUUUAUAUCUUUUCAAAUUGAAGAUGGAUUAUCUGUCACCAAUUUGACCCGACUUGCGCUUUGGAGUUGCGAAAGUCUAAAGUCAUUACCAGAGCAAAUGCACUCUGUCUUUCCAUCCCUUGAGGUUUUGAACAUAAUUGAUUGUCCAAAAAUAGAGAGGGUUCCAAAAGAGGGUUUGCCCUCCAAAUUAAAACAAAUUACAAUCUUUAUGAGUGAUAAACUAAUUGAGAGCUUGAUUAGGAAAAGGGAAUGGAGUUUGCAUACACUCCCUUCUCUUACAUACUUUUCUUUGUCAUAUUCAGGAGUAGAGAUGGAGUGUUUUCCAGAUGAACAUCUGCUUCCCUCUUCUCUUACAUCUCUCAGGAUCAAUGAUCUUCCAAAUCUAAAGAGUUUGGAGUAUAAGGGGUUUCAACACCUCACCUCUCUUUGCGAUUUGUUGAUACGGGGUUGUCCCAAGCUCCAAUCCAUGCCCCCAAACAUGCUCCCUCCCUCUCUUUCUUGUUUGGAAAUUCGGGAUUGUCCUUUGCUGGAGGAACGUUGUGAAAAGGAGAAAGGCAAAGAUUGGGCCAACAUUUCCCACAUCCCUGUCAUUCAAAUUGGCAGUGAACUCAUGAUAUAGAAGGGGCGGUGAGUGAGAAAAGAAGAAGUCCAGAGGCGGGUAUUGCAUUAAUAUUUGGAUAGAGAUGAAAGAAAAAGUGAGAUUUGUAAGUUUGGUAGACGUAGAAGAGGAAGUUAUGUUGAAGUUGGAAUUACAGAAUACCACCACCAUGCUGAUUCCUGAUUGGCAUCCAAAUGAUUUACUAAGUGAAUUAUUUUUAUCAUUUUUCAUGGAAUAUCUUUAUCUUUUAUUUAGUAUUAUUACCAUUAACAUUAAGGUGUGUAUUAAAGUAAAAUUAUUUAAUUGAUUUAUUUUUAUUUAAAGAUAUAUAAAUAAAUUGUAAUUCAAUGAAAUAAAUUAAAUUUAUAACUUUUGCUAAUAAAAA